GUAAGUGACAAGUGAUCACCUUUCCCAACGAUCACCGAAAGCAACUUGGAAUUUUUGUAUGCUCCCUCAAAAAAAGAUUCCACAAACUACUUCGUGUCCUUUUCUGCUCCCAUGAUCUACAAAUUCAAACCAUUAGAGUGCUCUGUUUCAGGCCAAAGCUUGAAAAAUGGAUUUUAUCAUCUGCUUACAGACACUCUCCACCAUUGUAGCAUUCACAUAUGUGUGCAAAAUCUUGAAUUGGGUUUGGUUCAGACCAAGAAACCUGGAAAAACGCCUCCGGCGGCAGGGUUUCACCGGAAAUUCCUACAGGGUUUUGUACGGAGACUUGAAAGACAUGAGAUUGAUGAACAAAGAAGCCUCGUCCAAACCUCUCGAUUUUUCCCAUGAUUUUGUACACAGAAUUAUGCCCAUCUUCCACUUUUCUCUCAAGAAAUAUGGUGAGAAUUGUUUCGUGUGGUUCGGACCAAGCCCUGCAAUUCUUGUGAUGAACCCAGAAAGUGUAAGAGAAGUUGUCUCGAAAAGUAAUGUUUUCCAGAAGCCUCCUGGUCGCCCCUUUAUUAGAUUGAUGAGCAAAGGAUUAGUUACACUCGAAACGGAUAAAUGGGCCAAGCAUAGGAGAUUGAUCAAUCCUGCAUUUCAUGUUCAUAAACUUGAGCAUAUGGUUCCAUCAUUCUACUUGAGCUGUGAUGAAAUGUUGAGCAAAUGGGAUAAGAUUGUGGGAAAAGAAGGAUGCUGUGAGGUGGAUGUGUGGCCUCAUCUUCAGACAUUGACGAGCGAUGUGAUUUCAAGAACUGCGUUUGGGAGCAGCUAUUUGGAGGGAAGAAAGAUAUUUGAACUACAAAAGGAAUUAGCCAAACAUGUCAUGGAAGGAAAUCGCUCUGUUUACAUCCCGGGAUAUAGAUUUUUGCCAACGAAAGUGAAUAGGAGAGUGAAAACGAUCAUGAAGGAAGUGCAAACGUCCAUGCUCGACAUAAUCAACACAAGAAGCAGAGCAAUGGAAGCAGGGGAAGCUAGCAAGGAAGACUUACUGGGAAUACUGCUCGAAUCGAAUUCCAAAGAAAUCGAACAACAUGGAAGUAAGCACGGAAUGAGCAUGGACGAAGUGAUUGAAGAAUGCAAGCUCUUCUACUUUGCAGGCCAGGAGACAACCGCGUCUCUGCUCGUUUGGACAAUGAUUCUACUGAGCAAGCACGAGGACUGGCAGAGUCGCGCCAGGGACGAGGUUCUGCAAGUUUUCAAGAGAGGAGAAUCUGAUUAUCAAGAACUGAACAACCUCAAAAUUCUAGGCAUGAUCUUGCAUGAGGUGCUACGGCUCUACCCACCGGGACUUGUGCUCUUGCGAUUUACUCCCAAUGAAUGUAGAUUAGGAAAUGUGAAUCUGCCGGCAGGGGUGCAGCUUAUGCUGCCCUUGAUUUUGUUGCAUCACGACCCUAAAAUAUGGGGAGACGACGCGAAGGAAUUCAGACCGGAGAGGUUUAGAGAUGGCGUGCCCAAGGCGGCUCAGGGGGCGGGGCAGCUGGCCUACUUCCCCUUCGGGUGGGGGCCGAGGAUAUGCAUUGCGCAGAACUUUGCUAUGUUGGAAGCUAAAAUGGCGAUGGCUAUGAUUUUGCAGCAUUACUCGUUUGAGCUUUCGCCGUCGUAUUCGCAUGCGCCUCAUCAAAUGGUGGCGCUCCAACCUCAACACGGCGCGCAUUUGAUUCUUAAGAAACUAUAAGGUUUGCAAAGAGUCACAUGAACUGUGAUUUGUGAGAAUAUGAUAUAGAGGAAAAUAAUUACUACUCCUUCCGUUUCA
Salvia miltiorrhiza (redroot sage) is the source of this 1792-nucleotide messenger RNA. RefSeq names its product cytochrome P450 CYP72A219-like. NCBI's taxonomy places the organism in Eukaryota, Viridiplantae, Streptophyta, Magnoliopsida, Lamiales, Lamiaceae. Gene Ontology annotation, molecular function: monooxygenase activity; oxidoreductase activity, acting on paired donors, with incorporation or reduction of molecular oxygen; iron ion binding. The transcript is spliced from 5 exons. The coding region runs from base 167 to 1714 and encodes 515 amino acids. The record is from RefSeq and is a predicted model, not a curated record.